GCUGAUUGGACAAUCCAAAAAGUUCAAAAUUUUGGCGGAUCUGUGAGUCUUAAUAUUGCUGAUAGAAACUCAAGAAAGCAACAUGCCACGUAGACGGCACACAAAGGCCCUGAACAACCAUGACAAACCGUGUACCCCCACUGGAGAUGAAGGCAAGAAUCUAUCCAUUGAAGAUCGGAGACAGAAGCUCAAGCUACUGUUGGAAGAUUAUGACAAUGAAGUUAAAGUUCGGGUGAAGUCCAUGAGAUCAGAUGCCAAGACUAUAGCCAAGCGUAUCAAUCAUGCUCUUAGACUAGAGCUUAUCAAACUCCCAAUGCAUAUACGUGGGAUGAAUAGACUGGAAUUUUUCAAUAGUGGUGGCAAUGGUAAUACAUCAAGUAAAACUGAGGAGAUUUCGGACAUUGUAAAAGAUGUAGAUUCUGCAAUAGCAAGUACAAGUGCCAAGAUAAAAACAGUACAUAGUAAUUAUGAAACUAUAUCAGAAGAGAAUGAAGACCAACAACAGCAAGCCACACCAGCUUCAAAACGACCACUGAGAAAGAGAGCAGCCAGGAAGACUAAGAAGGGUGUGCUUGAAGAGAGCCAGAGUAGCAAUAUUGCCCCAUCUGCUCCAACUGCAAAGUCAUCAAGGCGAACUAAAACAGCAGCAGCAGCCCAGUUUAAGACUCCAGCAUUCAAGGGUGGACCCUCAUUGGUUGGCUUUGACACACCUGCAGUCACACCUAAGUUUGACCCAAGGUUACCCCAGACUCCGGGGCUUGUGAGAGAACCUAAACCAGGGGAGAGAAUUAUGUCCCUCACAGGAAGUCCACUGUCCAAUGCAAGAAGAACAUGUACAACGUCUAAGGUGGCUGAAGUCUAUGUCUCAGUGGGAGAAGGAAAUGUGUUACAGCUGUCCUCAGAUACAGAUGUGAAAGAUGUUGAUAUCCCAGAAAUGGACCCUCAAGCCAGAGCCAAUAUUUUACUGCUACAAGAAAAACUAGCGGCCAUUUUACGACAAAAAGAUGUGAAUGUUUCAUAGCGAUGAUAUUAUUAGUGAAUGACACUACAGGCAUACAACAUACAUACAUACAUGUACAUGUAUUUGACAUUAGCCAGAGUCACCAUACUGUAUUUGCAAGAAAACAUACUGUCAUUUUACAACAAAAAGACUUGAAUGUUUCAAUGCAAUCAUAAGUGAAUGACACUAC
Messenger RNA from Owenia fusiformis, 1190 nucleotides. The record is from the annotation of a GenBank genome assembly. NCBI's taxonomy places the organism in Eukaryota, Metazoa, Annelida, Polychaeta, Sabellida, Oweniidae.